Messenger RNA from Perca flavescens (yellow perch), 297 nucleotides. Its product is annotated as olfactory receptor 13G1-like. Gene Ontology annotation, molecular function: G protein-coupled receptor activity. Gene Ontology annotation, biological process: G protein-coupled receptor signaling pathway. Bases 1 to 297 code for a protein of 98 amino acids. The transcript has 3 exons. Gene Ontology annotation, cellular component: membrane. The record is from RefSeq and is a predicted model, not a curated record. NCBI's taxonomy places the organism in Eukaryota, Metazoa, Chordata, Actinopteri, Perciformes, Percidae.
AUGCCGUUGGUGUGGUUAUUGAUUAUCUAUGUUCUAGCUGUUUUAGCCAACAUACUUAACAUCCUCUUCAUUAUUUAUGACAAGAGAUUGCACAAACCAAUGUAUCUUCUGAUUUGCAACCUUGCUGUUGUUGAUUUACUGUUAGGCGUGAUAUUAACUCUUGAGGCUCGCCAUGGUUUAACGAUCGGUUCCGUCGUUGCUCACCCUCUUUUAAAUCCUUUGGUGUAUUGUCUUAGGACAAAAGAAAUUAAAUGUAAGAUCUUUAGGAUAUUCAAAAAAGUUGAGACACCUCAGUAG